AUGCAGCCGCGCCGGGAGCACCCUUAUCCUAUCGGUCCCGGCCCGGGAGCUCCAGCUUAUCCUCCUCCUCAAAUCAACUCUCUGAACGACCACCAGAGCGCAGUCAGCCAGGCCUCGUCGUCCACCAUGAACAGCCAGCCCAUGUACGGCGGCAUUCCGCCCUCCCAAACCCAGCCCGGCGCCUACGCCCCCGCGGACCCGGGCGCCCUCCAGCCCUCGUGCGGCACCCGCGAGGGCAAGACCUUCGAGCUGGUCGUCGAGCAGCAGCCCGUCAGAGCCCGCAUGUGCGGCUUCGGUGACAAGGACCGUCGCCCCAUCACGCCGCCGCCGUGCAUCCGCUUGAUCGUGCGGGACUCGACCACCGGCAAAGAAAUCCCCUUUGAGGAGGUCGACUCCACUUUCUUCGUCCUGACGGUGGACCUGUGGUCAUCUGAUGCCCGCCAGGAGGUGAACCUCGUCCGCGCAUCCUCUGGCGCCCCAACUGUGUCUAUCUCGACGAGCACGCUUACUUCGUACCCUCCCCACAUCGAGCGCGGCUGGCAGGAUCCCGGCCCGUACGCCAUGCCCAUGGGUCCGAGGGCCGGCGCUUACUCGACCGGCCCUCCGGGAUAUGCCAUGAGCCCUGCGCCGCACAUGCCUCCCCAGAUGCAGGGCGGUUACCACCAGGGCUAUCCCGGCGCAUCGCCAAUCACCCCUCCGAUGGGCCAGUACCCGCCCCAAUACGGCGGGCCUCCUCAACAUCAAGGCUACCCUGUAGCAGCCCAAGCAAUGCCAGUCAUGCCACCCGCUGCCCCGGCAACGUCGUCUGCAACCGGAAUGUUCACGCGCAACCUCAUUGGCAGCUUGAGCGUGAACGCAUUCCGCUUGAACGAUACCAAUGGCAAGACGGGCUUUUGGUUCGUCCUCCAGGACUUGUCCGUCCGCACCGAAGGAGUGUUCCGCUUGAAAAUGAACUUUGUCGACGUUGGCAAGAACAUUGGCGGCGGCAACAACCUCAACACCGGAAAGGCGCCCGUCCUCGCCUCGUGCUUCAGCGACGCUUUCCAGGUGUACAGCGCGAAGAAAUUCCCCGGAGUCAUCGAGAGCACUCCGCUCAGCAAGUGCUUUGCCGCACAAGGCAUCAAAAUCCCCAUUCGUAAGGACGGCCCCAAGCCUGCUAAUGCUGCAGAAUAUGAAAAUGACGAUCAAUGA
This is a messenger RNA of Lasiodiplodia theobromae, 1191 nucleotides long. RefSeq names its product Developmental regulator protein. The transcript has 4 exons. The record is from RefSeq and is a predicted model, not a curated record. The coding region runs from base 1 to 1191 and encodes 396 amino acids. Lineage: Eukaryota; Fungi; Ascomycota; Dothideomycetes; Botryosphaeriales; Botryosphaeriaceae.